UAUUGGCCAUUUUGAUUUGUCAGCCUCAGGGCGUAACGGGAAGAGGGGGUGACCGGAAACACGGUGCCCUCCGUUAGUAUAAAACGUGACGUCGGGCGGCUAUCGGUCUCUUUCUGUUACCUGGCAAGGGGCAGCAGCUUUGGCCGCGACAACCAAGAAACACCGAAACUAAACAAUGGCCAAGGAAAAGACCCACAUUAACAUCGUGGUUAUCGGCCAUGUCGACUCCGGCAAGUCCACCUCCACCGGCCACUUGAUCUACAAGUGCGGUGGCAUCGACAAGAGAACCAUCGAGAAGUUCGAGAAGGAGGCCGCCGAGAUGGGCAAGGGCUCCUUCAAAUACGCUUGGGUGCUGGACAAACUGAAGGCCGAGCGUGAGCGUGGUAUCACCAUCGACAUCGCUCUGUGGAAGUUUGAGACCACCAAGUACUAUGUGACCAUCAUUGAUGCCCCCGGACACAGGGAUUUCAUCAAGAACAUGAUCACUGGAACAUCCCAGGCUGACUGCGCCGUCCUGAUUGUAGCUGCCGGCGUGGGUGAGUUCGAGGCGGGUAUUUCCAAGAACGGUCAGACCCGUGAGCACGCCCUGCUGGCCUUCACCCUGGGCGUGAAGCAGCUCAUUGUCGGAGUCAACAAGAUGGACUCGACCGAGCCCCCUUACAGCCAGAAGCGUUUUGAGGAAAUCACCAAGGAAGUCAGCACCUACAUUAAGAAGAUUGGUUACAACCCCGCCACCGUUGCCUUCGUCCCCAUCUCUGGGUGGCACGGAGACAACAUGCUGGAGACCAGUGACAAGAUGAGCUGGUUCAAAGGCUGGAAAGUUGAGCGUAAGGAGGGUAAUGCCAACGGUACCACCCUGCUGGAGGCUCUGGAUGCGAUCCUCCCCCCUUCCCGUCCCACUGACAAGCCCCUCCGUCUGCCCCUGCAGGAUGUCUACAAAAUUGGAGGUAUCGGAACAGUGCCCGUCGGUCGUGUGGAGACCGGUAUUUUGAAGCCCGGCAUGGUCGUCACCUUCGCUCCCACCAACCUGACCACUGAGGUCAAGUCUGUUGAGAUGCACCACGAGUCCCUGCCCGAGGCCGUCCCUGGUGACAACGUCGGCUUCAACGUCAAGAACGUGUCAGUCAAGGAAAUCCGUCGUGGUUACGUUGCCGGUGACAGCAAGAACGACCCACCCAAGGGUGCUGAUAACUUCAAUGCUCAGGUCAUCAUCCUGAACCACCCUGGCCAGAUCAACGAGGGCUACGCCCCCGUGCUGGACUGCCACACAGCUCACAUUGCCUGCAAGUUCAAGGAGCUCAUCGAGAAGAUCGACCGUCGUUCUGGCAAGAAGCUUGAGGACAACCCCAAGUUUGUCAAGUCCGGUGACGCCGCCAUCGUCAAGAUGAUCCCCCAGAAGCCCAUGGUGGUGGAGCCCUUCUCCAACUACCCUCCCCUCGGUCGCUUCGCCGUGCGUGACAUGAGGCAGACGGUCGCUGUCGGAGUCAUCAAGUCCGUGGAGACCAAGGAAGUGAGCGGAAAGACAACCAAGGCCGCAGAGAAGGCCCAGAAGAAGAAAUGAAUGGUCGUGCAGGACAUCCAGCCAGGGGACGUGUGCCGGCAGCAGCGGGCCGCUCCUUCUUCACCACUUUCCUCGCCCCACCCCGGUUCAUCUCUGAGGCACAGCUCUCUGCUCAAGGACUGGCUUAUGCUGAUUAAAACUCAUCGCAAAAGUUUUCGCAGGAAAAAAAGGAACUUUGCGCCUUUGUCAGUCACCAGAUUCACAUGACGGUGCCUCUUUAAGUUUUGAAAAGUUGUAGAACUGUACAUUCAUUGGAUGUUCUCAUGCCACAAAAUUGAAUUGGAAAAGAAAGCUGCUGGUAACAAAUAAAAAGUU
This is a messenger RNA of Corythoichthys intestinalis (scribbled pipefish), 1876 nucleotides long. Its product is annotated as elongation factor 1-alpha. The record is from RefSeq and is a predicted model, not a curated record. Gene Ontology annotation, molecular function: GTPase activity; GTP binding; translation elongation factor activity. The transcript is spliced from 8 exons. NCBI's taxonomy places the organism in Eukaryota, Metazoa, Chordata, Actinopteri, Syngnathiformes, Syngnathidae. Bases 176 to 1561 code for a protein of 461 amino acids. Gene Ontology annotation, biological process: translation; translational elongation.